UUUUCCGUAACAUGCAAACAGCAUGUCCCUGAAUGACACGAGUUGAUCCGGAAGUCGCCUGGUGCACAGUUUCCCUCUACACCGGUUACCUGGCUGUCUCAGGAGAGAUGGCGACCUCCCAGAAGUUGACAGAACACUUCCUGACAUGCACCAUAUGUACAGAGGUGUUUGACAAGCCCUGUACACUUGUGUGUAAUCACACCUUCUGUCGGAAAUGUGUCGUCAACUACACCAAAACCAGACCAGAAGCCAUCAGUGCCAAGUCUCUCCUGUGUCCAUGCUGCAGGAAGAUGACGAAAGUGUCUGACCCUGAGAGACCAGUGGAGGAGUGGGCGGAUGACGUCAAGCCUAUCUUUGUCAUCCAGGGACUGUUGGACUCGUUUGGGCCUGGAUCUAAAGAUACAACUAACUGCAGUUAUUGUAAGGAGGAAGGGGAGACAACUCCAGCUACAUCUUGGUGUUCUGUUUGUGACGACGCACUGUGUGAACGAUGUACACGGAUGCACCAACGAAUCCCCUCUUCCCGUCACCAUGACGUAGUUGACCUGUCUGGAGAGACAAGGGUCAAGGUGAAUAGAAAGGUCAUGUGUAAAGUUCACAAGGACGAGAGGAUCAAAUAUCUUUGUAAAGAUUGUAAAACAGCUGUUUGUCAAACAUGCUGCACCAUCCAUCACAGGAAAUGUGACAUGGUUGUUGAAAUUGAGUCAGAGAUUCCUGCAAUGAAAACCGAGCUGAAAAGGAAUAAAGAGAAUUUGUUAAAGAAACACAAUGAGAUGAAAACACAUGUUGGGAAAACAAAACUCCAGGGUCGGUGAAGAAUUGGCGCUUCACCUACAAAUAGAAUCAAAUAUCAAGUCUGCAAGUCUCACAGCAAUAGAGGUGAUCAAAGUCAAGGAACGGAAACUUCUGUCUGAACUGAAAGAGAUGUCUGACAGACACAUUGGACAACUGAAGGCAGACAUAAAGUCAGGUGAGAUGUCAGUACAGAUGUACCAACAACAGACUGAGCUGAUAGACCAGGCUCUACAAUCUGAGUGUGACAUGGAUGUGUAUGAGAUGUAUCAGGGAUGUGAGGCCGGUGAUGUGGAGGCUGUCGGAGUCGUAGACGUGAAGGA
Haliotis rubra (blacklip abalone) is the source of this 1115-nucleotide messenger RNA. Its product is annotated as E3 ubiquitin-protein ligase Midline-1-like. Gene Ontology annotation, molecular function: zinc ion binding. Lineage: Eukaryota; Metazoa; Mollusca; Gastropoda; Lepetellida; Haliotidae. The coding region runs from base 33 to 815 and encodes 260 amino acids. The record is from RefSeq and is a predicted model, not a curated record. The transcript has 3 exons.